AUGCUCCGCGGAGAUCGGUUGGACGGUGGAGGCGGAUUCCUUCGUCCAGACCCAGCUUCCGUUUCUCUGCGUCUGUCCUUGCUCUACUUGGGAUGGGUGUCACCCCUGUGUUCUCUGCCCAGCAAAGAAAAGAAAGUGAAUUGCAAGCCCAAGAACCAAGACGAACAGGAAAUCCCUUUCCGACUCCGAGAGAUUAUGAGGAGCCGCCAGGAGAUGAAAAACCCCAUCAGUAACAAGAAGAGGAAGAAGGAGGCCCAGGUGGCCUUCAGACAGACAUUGGAGAAGGAAGCAAAGGGAGAGGAGCCAGACAUCGCCAUCCCCAAGUUCAAGCAGGGGAAGUGGGAGUCCGAUGGGGCCUACAUCCAACGCAUGGAGCAGGAGGCCCAGCACGUGCUGUUCCUCAGCAAGAACCAGGCCAGCCGGCAGCCAGAGGCACAGGCAGCUGCCAAGAAGGAGAAGUCAGAGCGGAAGAAAGCGUUUCAAAAGCGGCGACUGGAUAAAGUCCGGCAGAAAAAGGAGGCGAAGGCAGCAGAAAGGCUAGAGCAGGAGCUGCUCCGAGACACGGUGAAAUUUGGUGAGGUCGUCUUGCAGCCCCCAGAGCUGACCGCCAAGCCUAGGAGGAGCACAAGCAGGGACCAGCCUGCCAAAAAAUCACUCACGCUGAGGACGCUUUUGAGCCCUGUUGGUGUGUCCCAGCCUCUGGCCACCUCGCUGGCCCGACAGCGGAUCAUGGGGGAGGAGCGAGAGCGGGCUGUGCAGGCCUACAGAGUGCUGAAGAGGCUGAGGCAGCGGCGGCAGGUGGCGCUGGCGCGCCAUGAUGGACAGAGACCCGGGGCCUGGCCCGUUCUCCUGGGAAACUAGCACGGGGGGCUGCUGCGCCCUGGGGGAUGGGGGCACAUGGGCAGAUCCUGUUCCCUGGACUCACUCCGGGACUCCCAGGGGCUCACAGUCCAGCUCAGUGUGGGGAGAGGUCUCCAGUCUUUUCUCUCAUGUUUCCCCUCUAAAGACUUCUUAUUCGUGAGUGACCACUGAUGGGCCCUGCAGAUGGUGGAGACGCACUGCCAGUGGGACCUCGUGCCUCACGGCCCUGAGCCUGACAUCACUCACACCUUCAUUUGAAACAGAGAAGUCCAGGCUGAGACAACCCAGGGCCACUUCAGGGAGGGCCAAAUCCUGUGAUCCUGACCCUAAAAGCCAAUUAAUUAUUGAAACUGCU
Molecule: messenger RNA, 1216 nt
Organism: Galeopterus variegatus (Sunda flying lemur)
Lineage: Eukaryota; Metazoa; Chordata; Mammalia; Dermoptera; Cynocephalidae
Gene: CCDC137
Product: coiled-coil domain containing 137
Exons: 6
Coding region: 1-861 (286 amino acids)
Source: RefSeq, a predicted model, not a curated record